Molecule: messenger RNA, 693 nt
Organism: Aspergillus nomiae NRRL 13137
Lineage: Eukaryota; Fungi; Ascomycota; Eurotiomycetes; Eurotiales; Aspergillaceae
Exons: 3
Coding region: 1-693 (230 amino acids)
Source: RefSeq, a predicted model, not a curated record
AUGUGCGUGGGUCUCAUCGCUACCUUACACUUACUAGCGUCUUAUCUGCCUUCCAGCAAUCCCAAUAGAAGCGGCAGAGAAGCGACAGAUUCUGAGACAGAUUCAGACGAUGAAUAUGCGGCGUUGAGCGAGGUUGGCGCUCCUGAACCAGUCGACAGAGGACAGCUCCCGCACGACGACUCAGAGCUCCAUCUCGAACAGGCACUUGCACGUAGCGGCUCCGAUAUUUUGAGCCAUUUGAUCCCCUCCACCGCCGAGCAAGCCUGGAAGACCAUCUCUCUGCACUACGGACGCAUCAUCAUCAGAGCCACUAAUGCUCAGGACCGAGACAACGCACCAUUGGAACCGGAGCGCUGCAAAUCGUGGUCGGUUCCAAGUUCCGCCUCACCGUCCGGCCCGUCUGUUCCGGACGAAUCAAAUAUGGAAAUCACGUUUAUGAUGGCGCACUGCCCAAAGAAUGUGAGCUCUGCUGGGAGCAGCUGGGCCCCGAAUCCGCAUACCGUACUCUACCGUGCCAACAUAUUUUUCAUCUACCUUGUAUCGAUUGUUGGCUUUAUACAGCAGAUGCGAGCUGCCCUCUGUGCCGUCGUCAAUUCUAUGAAUAUCGACGCCCGAGAAAGGCCCGCACGGUACGAUCGAACCCCUCUGCAGGCGAAGUAUCCCAUCGAUGCCAUGUGUCCCUCGGAGGAAUAA